AUGAUUCUAGAUGGCUUUCCACCAAAGAAAAAAGUCGCUUCUCCUCUUACCCAAUCCCUCGCAACCAGCCAACAUUCACAGAAGCAAAUACAACAUGGUGCCAACGAUUCCUCAGAGUCGGUAAUAGAAGUAGGAACAGGACAAAACAGUGUAUCAACAACAGUCAACGGUUCAACGCCCCCGCCACAAGGCACUACUGCUGGAGAGAGUGGCCCGUCUGUGCCAGCGGCUCCUGUUAAACCUAAGAGUUGGGCUGAAUUGCUUCGAUCAAAGAAUCCAGCGCCAGCCUCAACGCCCUCAGUCCCAAAUGGCACUGUAGGAGAGAAGCAAGGAGAUCAAAGCCACAAAGUAGCUAAUGUGAAUGGUGUCAAGUUUGAAGGUAUUGCAGAUGUCUUGCACAGACACAAACCCACGUACACCUCACCUUUGAUUCAGCCUCGAGGAUUGGUUAACAAUGGCAAUAUGUGCUUUAUGAAUGCAAUCUUGCAGCCGCUUCUGCACUGUCCUCCAUUCUACAACCUUCUCACACAAAUCAGAAAACAUGCUGUGCACAAUUUCAAGAGCACCACGCCUUUGGUGGAUUCCCUGAUAAUCUUUUUGAAUGAAUUUCAUAUCUCAAAAAAGAAUCAGCCGGAUUAUGGUCCACCCUUUGUACCAGAAUACGUGUAUGAUGCCCUUCGCGGACUCAAGCGCUUUGAUUCCAUGCGUGGUCGACAGGAAGAUUGCCAAGAGUUCCUGGGCUUCUUGCUGGAUGGUCUUCACGAGGAGUUCUUUGCCGCUAUGAAAGAGAAGCCGCAAGGAUUGGAUACCAAUGGAACUGUAGAGCAUGAAGACAGUGAAGGCGGUGUGAGCGAAGAUGAGUGGAUGGAAGUCACCGGACCUAGAAACAAGGCAUCCUAUACACGUUCAACCCAGUUUUCAGAAACCCCCAUUUCUACUAUUUUCUCGGGCCAGUUACGCUCUAUUCUUCGAAUCCCGUCUCAAAAGGAUUCUGUCACACUUGAACCAUUCCAGGCUCUACAGCUGGAUUUAACCCCCGACAAUGUUCUUACUAUUGAAGAUGCCAUAUUUAACUCGACCGCGCCAGAAGUUCUUGACGGUUUCACCAGCUCAGAAAAGGGAGGUAUUACCGUUGAGGCGACUAAGAAGAUUUUCAUUGAGCAUGCACCCCCAGUCCUCGUCCUUCAUUUGAAACGGUUUGUCUAUAAGGAUGGCGGUACACAAAAGCUACAUAAGCAAGUUGGAUACAAGGCAGUGCUAAACCUUCAGCCAGAUAUCAUAUCUCCUUCGCGUCGUCCUUCAACCCCUAUUCCCUAUAAGCUCUUUGGCGUUGUUUAUCAUCAUGGUCGGAGUGCUGCAGGCGGCCAUUAUACGUGUGAUGUACUAAGGCAAAACGACGAGUGGCUUCAUAUUGACGAUACCAACAUCAGUGUUGUAAAUGAAUCAGACGUUACAGUUAUCGGUGAAGAGGCUGGAGAGUCUCAUAGUGCUAAGCCGACCCUCAAUGGAACAAUGACCAACGGCGGUGUAUCAGAAUCAGCAGCCCUUGCAGCAGCUCUGUCAGCAUCAUCAGUACCAGCCAGUAGAUCUAGCGAUGGUGUAGCAUAUGUCUUAUUUUAUAUUCGUUCUGAUCAAAAGACGUCUGUACCAACUCCUGGCUCUAUUGCACCAACACCAAUGGGCCCUAGUUCCUCCAAACCUUUUGUAAAUGGUAGCGCCAACCAUUCCAAAGCAUCAUCGCAAGGAUGGAGCGUUCCCAAAAAGUAG
Lobosporangium transversale is the source of this 1767-nucleotide messenger RNA. RefSeq lists its product as hypothetical. Gene Ontology annotation, molecular function: cysteine-type deubiquitinase activity; cysteine-type endopeptidase activity. Lineage: Eukaryota; Fungi; Mortierellomycota; Mortierellomycetes; Mortierellales; Mortierellaceae. The coding region runs from base 1 to 1767 and encodes 588 amino acids. Gene Ontology annotation, biological process: protein deubiquitination. The record is from RefSeq and is a predicted model, not a curated record. Gene Ontology annotation, cellular component: cytosol; nucleus. The transcript has 4 exons.